This is a messenger RNA of Rotaria sordida, 1020 nucleotides long. The record is from the annotation of a GenBank genome assembly. Lineage: Eukaryota; Metazoa; Rotifera; Eurotatoria; Philodinida; Philodinidae.
AUGUUACCCACGUUAUAUCGUCAUGCACAAUCAAAAAUUUUCGAUGUUGAAGCUUUUCUAGACGCAUUACAUCGUUAUGGAAUUAUGGCAACACCAUGGCGACAAGACUGGCGUUAUGUACUCUUGAUAGAUGAAAAUACAAAGACCGGUCCAUUCACAAUGGAUUUAAUCGAACCACAUAUUGCUUUAGCACAUGAUCGUAUUGAUUUUGAUGUUAGUAAUUUAUCAUUAGAACGAGGAUAUACAAAAGAUUUGGGUAUGCGGGGCGAUAUCACAGGUGGAUCAUAUCCAAUUCAACUUGAAACGAUUGUUGAAAAUAUUCGUAAUAAAAAUUUUCAAGUUUUACGACCAGUUGAUGGUGAAAACGGACCAAAUACGUCGGGAACAGUGGCUGAAAGAAUUGAGAAGAUGAAAUCAAGAGGAUGGACACAAAUUGGUACGCCGUUCUCGUUUAUUCCAGAUCCCCCAUCAACUUAUAAUGCCGUUCUCGUACCUUAUCCAUCGACCACAUUACUCUAUCAAAAUCUCGUUACUGAGAUGAAAAAAAUACCUCAAGCACAAGUGAUAUCAAUUGAACAAAUAAAAAAUCCGAAUAUUGAAGCGUUGUAUGAAUAUAUGAAACGAACCAUAGCAAAAGAAUGUCCAGGUAAUGAUCCUAGAGAACGAGAAUUAUUUCAUGGUACUAGUGGUGAAGCAAUUCAAGGAAUCAUUGACAGAGGUUUUGAUGAUCGAUACUUUUCUCCAUCUGGAGCAUGGGGACGUGGCGCAUACUUUGCCGAUGAUCCUCGAAAAUCGAAUUUGUUUGCACGACCCGAUCCAACCACACAGCGUCGCGUUAUUUUUUACAACAAAGUUUUAUUGGGUGUUGAAUCCGUACAAACACAACCGAACAAUUCAAUUAGUGCAGCACCACUAAAUCAUCAUUCUGUUCAUGGUACUGGAUUUCAAUACCAUGAAUACAUCGUCUAUCGAUAUGGUCAAGCCUUGGCAUACUUAAAAAUUACUUAUACAGCACCGUAA